AAGCGGACUUCGUUGGAACGGCAACAGUGAGCUUUGGCUGUUACCUGAGCUGUUAUUCUUUUGACCGUAGACAGGUUUUAUGGACGUCAGUUGUACGACUAGUGUGUAGUGGGGCAAUUUACUUGCAUCUGCAAUAUGAAGAAUGGAAGAAGACGAUGUUACUAUCAGAGAACAGAAUUUCCACAGCCAAGUUCGAGAAUAUAUUAUAUGUUUCCUACUGUUUGCAGUACUCUACAUUGUGUCGUAUUGCAUCAUCACCAGGUACAAGAGGAAAACAGAUGACCAGGAGGACGAAGAUGCUGUCGUCAACAGAAUAUCACUGUACCUGUGCACCUUCACCCUGGCCGUGUCGGGUGGGGCUGUCCUCCUCCUGCCUUUCUCAAUCAUCAGCAAUGAGAUCCUGCUCUCCUUCCCCCAAAACUACUACAUUCAGUGGCUCAAUGGCUCCCUCAUCCAUGGCCUGUGGAAUCUGAUGUCACUCUUCUCCAAUCUCUGCCUCUUCGUCCUGAUGCCCUUUGCCUAUUUCUUUCUGGAGUCCGAGGGAUUUGCUGGAUCAAAAAAGGGCAUUAAGUCACGAGUUCUAGAGACCUUUGUGAUGCUCUUCCUCCUCGGACUGCUCAUCCUAGGAAUAGUCUGGGUGGCGUCCGCACUCAUCGACAAUGACGCAGCCAGUAUGGAGUCACUCUAUGAUCUCUGGGAGUUCUACUUACCAUACCUCUACUCCUGUAUAUCUCUGAUGGGGGGACUGCUCCUCCUGAUGUGUACUCCUGUGGGCCUGUCCAGGAUGUUCACAGUCAUGGGCCAGUUACUAGUCAAACCAACUAUCCUGGAGGACCUGGAUGAGCAGAUUUACUGCAUCACUUUGCAAGAGGAAGCCCUUCAGAGGAGAUUGAACGGGUCAACAUCAUCUCACUCUCAUUCCCAAGGAAGCGCUCAUAGACUCAACAAAGAAUUGGACAUCGUCCGAGAUCAGAGGAAUAAACUGGGGAGGAGGAAGAAAGCCUCUGCAUGGGAGAAGAACCUGCUCUACCCCAUUGUGAUGUUAAUACUGCUCACAGGGACGACCAUCUCAGUCCUGCUGGUGGCGCUGAAUAUCCUCUAUCUGCUGGUGGAUGAGACGGCCAUGCCAAAGGGAUCAACGGAUCGGGGACUUGGGAACACCUCACUGUCCACGUUCGGAGUCGUCCAGGCCGUCGUCGAGAUCAUCCUCAUGUUCUACUUGAUGGUGUCCUCAGUUGUCGGCUUCUACAGCUUGCGAGUGUUUGAAGGCCUCACUCCCAGGAAAGACGACACGACCAUGACAACGAUCAUUGGUUGCUGUGUGUCCAUCCUGGUGCUGAGUUCAGCCCUGCCAGUUAUGUCCAGAACGCUUGGUAUCACCAGGUUUGAUCUUCUCGGAGACUUUGGGAGAUUCAAUUGGCUGGGAAACUUCUAUAUCGUCCUAUCGUACAACUUGCUGUUUGCCGUGGUAACUACUCUCUGCCUAGUCCGGAAGUUCACCUCAGCGGUCCGAGAGGAACUCUUGAAAGCAUUAGGUCUGGAUAAAUUACAACUGUCAAACAGCCCCACAGACCCUGAGUCUGGGAAGCUCGCGGCCAACGGGCAUCAGAAGACUCUGUGAAAGAGGCAACAGACACACACACACCUCAUGGCAGCCAAAGGGAGAUUUUGACAGUACUGAACUUCACAGGGGGAGGUGAAAGGGAAUGAGUCUGUGUAAGAGACUUAGUAUACUCCGACAGUGUCUGACGGGCACUGCGAACUGAGGGGAAGAGUAAUUUAGCUUCAUGACAUUCCCUCCUCUUCCUCCUGGAUGGAUGGAUGGAUGCAGGACUUGGACAUGGACAGGUUUGAGCCCUCUGAUAGACUGGCAUCAUCACAACAGUUGAUGUUGACCUCAACAGUGACUCUGACCAUGGGCCACUGAGCCGAUGUCUGGGGGACUUUCUUUUUCUCUCAGCACCAAUUUCCUCCCUCAAUCUUUUCAUUCAAUCGAAUUCUACCCUCUUGUGUUCCGUGCUUCCCUGAUCACUUCUUCCGU
Coregonus clupeaformis (lake whitefish) is the source of this 2041-nucleotide messenger RNA. It is a transcript of the gene lmbr1, whose product is annotated as limb development membrane protein 1. Gene Ontology annotation, molecular function: transmembrane signaling receptor activity. Bases 143 to 1621 code for a protein of 492 amino acids. Gene Ontology annotation, biological process: signal transduction. NCBI's taxonomy places the organism in Eukaryota, Metazoa, Chordata, Actinopteri, Salmoniformes, Salmonidae. The transcript is spliced from 17 exons. The record is from RefSeq and is a predicted model, not a curated record.